Molecule: messenger RNA, 2742 nt
Organism: Nelumbo nucifera (sacred lotus)
Lineage: Eukaryota; Viridiplantae; Streptophyta; Magnoliopsida; Proteales; Nelumbonaceae
Source: RefSeq, a predicted model, not a curated record
CAUUUGGUGCCUAAUUCCCGCUUUUGCUUUUUUUGCCGCGAAGGGGUGUUUCUGUAGUUUUCUUUUUGAAAACAAUUGAUGUUUUCUGGAGCUCCAUUACAAAAGCAGUAAGGCUAGUAAGAGGGUUGAAACCAGUUGCAGAAACCAUAGAGAGAGAGAGAAAGGAAACCAGAAAGGUAAGAGAAAUAGAAAAAGAAAGAGAAGCGUAAAGCCACAAAGGCUCAUUGGCUGAUCUCACAACAAGAAAAUGAAUAAAAAUAAAUAAAAUUAAAGAAAAGGAGGGAGAGAGAGGUCUCUCCACAAUAAUUGGCAUCAAAUGCUCAUAGGGAUUCGCACUGUUGCUGAAUUCCAAGAUCUGCACCACCUUCUCUCAAUUAUUUAAACCCUCGAACCUUUUCCGUCUCUGUUACCCGAUUGGAGGAGAUUUUCAGUAUAAAGAAAGAAGAGAGAGAGUGGGGGCCGGAGGAAGUCGGAACAAAAGGAAAAGGUGAACCAACUAGGGUUUCGUCGGCAGACCGCAGAAAGUUGAAUAGACAGGUAAGGGUUUCUUGGUCUGUUUUCCCCUCUCUCUCUCUCUUUCUUUCUCUCCCUCUCGAGACUACAUUUGUGGGGAUCAACUUGUUUAGUUUCAGACAGUUUUUGGUUCCAGGAAGGGAGAAUUGAGGGGUUUGCAGAUUUGGGUUUUCGGUUGGGGAGAGAGAAUUAGGAUUCUGAGGUUUGGGUUGGUGUUGGGGGGUGGUUUGGGUAUAUGUGGUGUUUGAAGGUGAAAGGUAGAUAGUUUGAGUGGUUUUGAGGUGGACUUUGGGAUUUGAAUUUGGGGUUUUAAGUGUGAAUUGGUUGAUUUCAGAUGGCUGUUAGAGCUUAGGUGUGAGUUAAGGAGUUAUUUUUUUUAUCGGGAUUGAGAAGUCCUUGAGGUUGGAAUUUGAAGAAGUGGGUUUUGAGAUUUGGUGGAUUCUAUCUUGGCAUUUUGGGAGUUUGGAUGCAAUUUUCUGGGGAGGAGGGUUUGCAGAAUUCUUUGGGUGUUACUAGGGCUGAAAUUCAGGGUCUUCCCUCGGAUUAAGGUGUUUGUGAUUAAGUUUUAGCAGCUGAGGUUUAUAUUUACAUCAUUUGAAGAGUUUUGGACUCUAAUUUGCAUUGGAUUGUGCUCUGUAGGGACGGAUUAGAAGUCCUUGUGUUCUAGCUCUGGGAUACCAGUGAAUAUUGCACAGUACCUUUGGAACUCUAGAAGAAAGUCCAGGGUUUGGAUUCUUUCGACUGCGGACUGAUGCCUUUUUAAACAAGCCCUGGUGAUUCUUGAAUGUUUCAGGUCUUAACGUUGGGCUAAUAUUGGCUUUUGAGUUUGGAUUUGGGGCAGUUGCAACAUUGCUGGAUUAUGAUGCUGUAGGGAGUUGGAGGUCUUGCGAUAAAAAUGGCGUCUGACCCAAACAUGGGUUUUCACCAGGAUGCAAUUCUGGCAUCUGCAUUAAAUUGCCAUGCAAUUUCGUUUAGCUCAGGUUCAAUGAAUAGCUCAUCAGGGAUGAUUUCCCUAGGAAAUUCUGCUGGGAUAAACAGUACGACUGGGAUGAUAUUGGCUGGUAAUUCUAGCAUGAUAAAUAACUCCUCCAUGAUAACUCCGGCCAGCAAUUCCUCUGGUGCUCUUCUUCUUGAUUCAGUGCCAGGGCUCAAGCAUGAUGUAGACUUGGCUGUUGAAUGGACUCCUGAAGAACAGUCUAAAUUGGAGGAAGGUCUUGUAAGAUUUGCUGAUGAACCAAGUAUUAUGAGGUACAUCAAGAUUGCAGCCACAAUUCCUGACAAGACUGUGCGUGAUGUUGCUUUAAGGUGCCGUUGGAUGACGAAGAAGGAGAAUGGUAAGCGAAGGAAACCUGAAGAACACUACAUGGGAAAGAAGAUAAAAGAUAGGAAGGUACCAGAAAUUCUUAUGGUGAUGCUUCUUCAGGAAAAAUUGGCAGAAUCUUCCUCGAAGGCAAUUUUAUCUCAAGCUCCACCACUAAAUGUAGCUGCUUAUUCUCAUGUGAUGCCUCAUAUUGACUAUCAUGAUCGGAUAUCUUGUGAAGUCCCAGCAGCAGGUGGUACAACCAGGCAUCUAUUGGAUGAGAAUACGAAUUUUUUUAGACAAAUUGCAGCUAACCUUUCAUCACUUAAGGACGACCAAGCAUAUUGGGUCCACAAGCACUUCAUUCGUGAGAAGUGUAUAGAUACAGGAGAACAUCGAUCUCUUCUGUUGCACAAGAAACAAUAUAGCAUCCAUAUUAAACGAUAUGAGAGCCAUGCCUGGAAUCAUGAGCCAGAUGCCACCACUGCCUGUGUCAAUCAAUGAGGAACUUGCAAAUAGCAUUCUACCAGCAACUCAGGCUAUGAUGUUUGGCUCUCCUGGAGGAAUUAACCUGAAGCAGGAGCCAGGAUGUUGAUGGAAAACUCUAGUUUAGGUUCAGGAUUUUUCUGGCCUGUGUAAGUACAAAAAUUUUCUUCUGUAAAUGCAUAAAAGAAGCUAGUAGGAGUCCUUUUUCCUUCAUGUACACACGUUACGCAACCAACAUGUCGGUUCCAUGAAGCAGAAAUUUGUAGAGAUCCCAUUUUUGGAUACUGAAUCAAACAUCGGGUAAAUAAAAGGUCUAUGCUGCUCAUCUCGGGCUCACGGUAGUUUUUAUCCAGGCCUUUUCUAUCUUUCCUGUAAACUAUUGAUCCUGAUUUUACUUCUUGUGUACUAAAUUUAUGAGUCAGGAGAUAUCCUCAUUUGGUUCA